CUCGUUAAAAAAUUGGAUCUUUCAUCCAAACUUUAAACCCGGGACGGGAGAUGUCUAUUCGAGGAAGGGGUUUCGACCUAAGAAGGGAAAGCAGAUUGACGGACGUUGCGGUUGUUAGUCUGAAGAAACAUGGAUUCCGAUUCGAGAUUAUUUGUUUCAUUAACCAUGCCCUCUCAUGGCGUCAUCAACUAAAAAAUGCUAAGACGCAUUGCAGCGAGGAAGAUAUAAAUGAAGUAGUGCGGUCAGAUAUUGUUUACUCUAAUGCUUCAAAAAGAACUCCGGCCAAGUCGAAAGAUUUGGUUGUGGCAUUUCAGACAGAUGACUUGUCAAAGAUUUGCAUCGAGAUUUUGCGGAAUGGAGAAUUUCAAAGUGAAUCUCAGUUAUCAAGGCAGUUUCGGGGGAUUGCAACCAUAAUCAUGCAAGAAACGUUUAAUCCAGAAACUAAACGUCCAUAUACUUUUAGUAUGAUUGAGAAACUUAUGCAUGGAAUUCACUUUGUUCUUGAUCCUCAUAACAGCUCAAAGAAGCAGGAGUCUCUACGUGCACAGGGCUUGAGAGUUAUACGUGAGCUUCAGAAGCGCUAUCCCGUCAAAAGAGCCCUAAUGAUAUUACAGCUCAUCAUACUUGAAGAAAAUUUAUGUUCUCUUAUGGAAAAGCUCAAUGCACGGAAUGCAAAAGUUGUUUCGAUAGUUGAAUCUGGAAAUCAGCUAUCUUUGGUCUGUGAGGUGGAGCCUAGUUUUUUCCGAGACUGUGAUGCUUUGGUUAGGAGUCUCUAUGGUAGGUCAGAAAUCCUUGCUGAGAAGGACACCAAUGAUGACGAUUGCGAUGACUGAGAUGACGUUGCACCAAGUCAUUAUCCACCAGUAGGUCUAGUACCACUAAACGCUGGAGCGUUAAAUGACCACUGGGGCGUCAUCGAACCAGGUCAUCAUCCUCCAGUACCACUAACUACUCCAGAGUUAGAUGAGAUCAAGUUAAGUGAGGUAUUACGGAAGCAGUCAAUUUCCACAGGAAAUAGAGCUGAUAAGAAGCAAUCGAUUUCCACAAGAAAUGAUGGAGCUGACAAGACAAGUGCUGAAGUCGAAGUAGUAGAGAAUGGAGAGCUUCAAAGUGAAUCUCAGUUAUCAAGGCAGUUUCGGGAUAUUGCAGCCAUAAUCAUGCAAAAAACGGUUAAUCCAGAAACUAAACGUCCGUAUACUUUAAGUAUGAUUGAGAAACUUAUGCAUGGAAUUCACUUUUCUGUUGAUCCUCAUAACAGAUCAAACUCAAAGAAACAGGUAUUCUCAGCUUCCAGGUACUACGAAGCUUUUUAUUUUUAUGGUAUAGAAGUUUGUUUAUUUCUGUAAUCUUAGGGUUCUUGUCAUUGGUUACAUUUGGAUGAUACUGUACUUUCUUGUUUACUUCUAUAACCUGAUCUUUGGGUUAUAGAAGUUUGUUUAUCUAGCACCCGAAACAGUAGCCAUAUGAACUAUUGCACCAUAUUUCACACUUAAUUUCCCGGUGUUAGGCUCAAUUAGGUUUUCAUUGAGCCACCAAGGUGCUUUCUUUGCAACAAUGUGAAGUUUGUUUCAACUGACCCAGAUUUAUUUUAUUGUAGUCCU
Papaver somniferum (opium poppy) is the source of this 1601-nucleotide messenger RNA. RefSeq names its product ribosome maturation protein SBDS-like. The record is from RefSeq and is a predicted model, not a curated record. The transcript is spliced from 6 exons. Gene Ontology annotation, biological process: ribosome biogenesis. The coding region runs from base 51 to 833 and encodes 260 amino acids. Lineage: Eukaryota; Viridiplantae; Streptophyta; Magnoliopsida; Ranunculales; Papaveraceae.